UACUCUUUUGUCUCUAGCUGACCUCUCCUAUAUUCAUGUUCAUUCUUCUUUUGUGUGCUGAAGAAGUCACACGUAAUCGGUAAAAUGACACCGGAUAAUUCAAGUGAUAGCGAAAAUAUAGCAAAUGUUCUUGAAAAGAGAUUGAAAAGGCUGGAAAAAAUGAUGAAGAGGAAAAGACAUAAUAAAAAACGGAGAAGUCAUCGUAGACGUUCGAGUUCGUCGGAGACGGAUAGGGAAAGGAAGAGAAGGAGGUCGAUAAGCUGGUCGAGUGAGCGAGGUUUUGAAAGCGACGAUAACGAUGUUACGGAGAUUGGCGAAUCGUCGCAGACGAACGUUGGGGCAGUGCAGAGGGACAUCAUCGUCGAUCCUUCGGUGACUGAGUCAACAGUUGCCAAGACACAGGAUGGGGAUGUCGAAGUCGUCGACACUCGAGGUCAGUCCAAUGAAGGUCCGCAAGGGAAAACCUUGCUUGGUGAUGUUCCUGAGGGCGAUUUGGCCAUUAAUGCUCAGAUUCUUGAGCUCAUGGGGAAGAGAGUAUCGGAUACUCGUGCGAUGAGCGACGCGAUUCCGACUGAAUUGGCAAUAAGAUGGGAGGAAAUUUUACAAAGAGGCCUUCCUCUUGAGGAGGUUUCUUCGAUCAUGAAAAAAUACACUCCACCAGUGAACGCAAGUUUUAUAGAUCCACCGCGGAUUAAUCCGGAGGUGAAUGGUGCCAUUUCGGAGCCAAAUAAAAAGAGAGACGAAAGGAUUGUUGUUAAGCAAAACAAAAUUAGCGCAUGUCUCUCCGUCGUGGGGAAAAUGUUUCAAGCGGUUUUAUGUGAAAAACAAGAAAAGUUCAUGCUCUUAGAACAACUGAGCGACGUCGGUCGUCUUUUAUCAGAUCUUCAACAUGAUGAGUCGUCGGUCAGGAAGAAUUUGAUUCUCGCGAAUUUAAACACGCCUUUCAAAGAGGUUCUAGCGAAGACGACGGCAGAUGAAUUGUUGUUCGGAAAGAGCCUCGAGGAAAAAAUUAAAGCGGCAAAAAUACUCGAAAAUUCGUCUCGUGAGUUGAAACCGAGUCAUUCAGUGACAGUUCCUAAGGGUUCAAAAAACGGGAAGGUCCCGCCCCGACGUCAGACCGGUCAGCAUUUCCAGAGGACGUCAGUAGCGGGCGGGAAGAAACCGUAUAUUUCGAAAAGCCUGAACAACGUUUCGCGGCAGAGAGGCAGCCGUCGUCGGGAGGAACUAAAACGGAGACAAGAGCAGCGUCAUUAGCGAAAAUUCUAGUUGAACCUGGAACCGCAUCCACUGUGGAAGAGCCUUUCCCUGGUGGUCGGGAGGUUAUAGUGAGAGCUUUUCAAGCAAGACAUAUUCCGGAAGAAGCAUUACAUUUGAUGGUCUCGUCGCUGCGUCUUUCGUCGCUUAAACAGUAUGACUGCGCUUUAAGGAAGUGGUGGAAUUUUUGUCGGAGAAAGAAGAUCAAUCCUUUUCAGCCAUCGAUGGAGGAAGUGAUUGAAAUUCUCGCAGAAGAGUUUAAGGGAGGAGCGGCUCACGGAUCGCUUAAUUCCCUUAGAUCGGCGAUUUCUUUGGUAGUUGGUCCUCACGUGGGUCAAGAUUUUCAUAUUCGACGUCUGUUCAAAGGGAUAUCGGAACUUCGCCCAUCAAGACCAAAAUAUGAUCAUACAUGGGAUCCGAAAGUAGUUUUGGAUUAUUUUGAUAAGUUGGAUGACAAUGAGAAUAUGCCGCUAGGCUUGCUGUCUGGAAAGCUCAUCACUCUUUUAGCUCUUAUAACGGGUCAGAGGAUGCAGACGCUGUCAUUAAUCAAAUUGCAGAACAUCGAAAGAAGUCAGGACGUGGUACAGGUUAAGAUACCGGAUAUAAUCAAAACAUCGGGCCGAAAUCGUUCACAGCCGCUUCUGUUACUACCUAAAUAUGAGAUAAAUGAAAAAAUUUGUGUUGUACGAACGUUGGACAAUUAUUUACAAAGGACGGAUCGAAUAAGAGGUCAAGUUGAUUCGUUGUUUGUUUCGUUGAAGAAACCAAUUAGAGAAGUUUCGGCUGGAACUCUGGCAAAAUGGACAAAGAAUGUUUUGAAAGCGAGUGGCGUCGAUACUCAGGUAUUCUCAGCGCAUAGUACGCGUCAUGCGUCGACCUCAGCCGCCAAACAAAAGGGUCUUGGCAUCGACAGCAUUAGGAAGGCAGCAGGUUGGUCAGAGAAGUCUAAAACGUUUGCUCGAUUUUAUGACUUGCCAGUUGUACCGGAUAACACUGCGUUUGCCAAUGCAAUCUACGAAAAAGCUGUGUUAUUUUAGCAUAUAGCAUAGAGGUUUAUGUUGAUGUUAAUUGUAUACGUCAUUUCAUGAUUAAACGAAUUGUUAA
Venturia canescens is the source of this 2358-nucleotide messenger RNA. RefSeq lists its product as uncharacterized. Lineage: Eukaryota; Metazoa; Arthropoda; Insecta; Hymenoptera; Ichneumonidae. Gene Ontology annotation, biological process: DNA recombination; DNA integration. The transcript is spliced from 3 exons. The record is from RefSeq and is a predicted model, not a curated record. Gene Ontology annotation, molecular function: DNA binding. Bases 85 to 1254 code for a protein of 389 amino acids.